This is a messenger RNA of Drosophila nasuta, 876 nucleotides long. RefSeq names its product ocho (gene Ocho). The record is from RefSeq and is a predicted model, not a curated record. The transcript has a single exon. Lineage: Eukaryota; Metazoa; Arthropoda; Insecta; Diptera; Drosophilidae. Bases 76 to 552 code for a protein of 158 amino acids. Gene Ontology annotation, biological process: sensory organ development; Notch signaling pathway.
CUGUCGCAGUGACAACACACAAGAAAAAUAUCUUCACAGUUUUUACACAACAUUGAGAAACGCCGGAACGUCAAGAUGUCGUCUUUGAACAAACAAAUGAACUUCAAUAAGUGCAUCAGCAAGAAAAUCUCGAUGCCGUCAUACAAAUCGAAGGUGUCUCCCACUCGACGCCUUACCAACCUCCUCAAGCCGCUUUUGGGUCAAGUUUUUAACAUGAAGACGAAGCAGCCAAAGCGCAGCUCCUACAUUGCAUCGGAGGAGAAGGAAGCCGAAUUCGACUGGCUGAACAACGACAUGGAUAACAUGGCCAACGAGCAUCUGGAGAAUCAGCUAAUCGACGAGAUUCGCCAAUGCGCCAAGGAAGAUGCAAUCAUCGUCUACAAUGAGAAUGGUUCUGGACAACUGCAGACCAUGGAUCAAGAGGAUUACUAUGUGCCUGUUCACUUUGCACGCACCAAUGCUGGCACAUUCUUCUGGACCUCAUUGCAGCCCAAGGCCGCCGAACCCUACGCCAUCGAAUGGAACUUCCUUGAUCGUUGGGCUCAGGCGUGAACAAAAGACUUCAAUGAGCACAUUGCUGGGUUUAAACUUCUUCAAUUCGUGGUACGGGUUCAACAAGAUGAUGGGACUGUUAGGCCUGCGGUCUAACAAAUCAAAGUUUGGGCACUUCGACUUUGAUCUCGUCAGCCGGGUUCGCUGUAUAGAUGGGAAAAAUCAACACGUGGCUUUGCAUUAAAAUGUCAUCUUUUAAUUGCUUAAGUCGCAUGUGGGGAAACUUGAUUGUAAACAAUUUGUUCUUUUGCUUAUAAAAGAAACAAAAUUGUAAAUGAGGUGGCAAUUGAUGCCAAAUACUAUAAACAGAAAUAAAACAAUAUA